UUUUUUUUUGGCUGUCAGCUGAUACCGGUGCAUCAGUAGCUUUUACAUCUAUUGUUUCUCUGUUAAUGAAAUCCUUGCUGAUGAUCCUGUUGGAGAUACAAAUACCUUUCUGGAUCAAAAAUUGUGUUUUGUGGCAACAGCUGAAUAUAAAUUACACUCCAUGGUUUCUUUCCUCUUAAAGAGCCUGAUCUCAUCUUACUUAUAUAAGAUUUGCAAAGGAAUGUUUACAAAGAAAUCGGGAAAUAGUACAAAAAGGAAAGAGAGUUGUCAGAGCAAAAAGGAACAAGACUUAACUCAGAUUAGACAAACAAAGAAUCCAAAAUUUUCAAAUACUUUAAAAAGCACUGUUAAGAAGAUUGCUAAGUGUCCAUCUGCUCGCAACUUGUCAACUGAAGAAGAGGAAAGUAAUAGGGAAUUUUCACUUUCUCCGACAUUCAGUUACAGAGUUGCUAUUGCCAAUGGACUGCAAAAGCAUAUUUUUGUAAUAAACAGUAAUAAUGAAGAUAUAGUUCAAGAUUUGUCUUCAAAUGACAGUUCAUAUUCUGAGUCAUUAAGUGAAGUAAAAAGUAAUAGCAAGAAAAACGAAUACUUAUCGCACACAAUGCCUGUGAGGCGCAACAGAAAAAGCUUAAGCAGCCUUGCACCAUCUGACGGAAGUUCUGAUGGAGAACGCACUUUACACACACUGAAGCUGGGAGCUUUACGAAAACUAAGGAAAUGGAAGAAGAGCCAAGAAUGUGUCUCAUCAGACUCAGAACUAAGUACGUGGAAGAAAACAUGGGGCUUAAGAAGUAAAUCUCUGGACAGAACUGGCCGUCACCAGAAAUCAAAUACUUUUGAACCUGGCUUUAGUUCGACAGGUUGUAUUAGUCAAACCCAUGAUGUUAUGGAAAUGAUCUUUAAAGAGCUUCAGGGAAUAAGUCAAAUUGAAACAGAACUCUCUGAAUUAAGAGGGCAUGUUAAUGCUUUGAAACAAUCCAUUGAUGAAAUUUCUAGUAGCGUAGAAGUUGUACAAAAUGAAAUUGAACAGUUGCGAACUGGAUUUGUACAGUCCAGAAGAGAAACUCGGGACAUACAUGACUACAUUAAGCAGAUAGGACAUCCAGGAAACAAAGCAAGUCUUAGAUUUCUAAAUGUGCCUGAAGAGAGGCUUGAAAAAACUGAAAGCACAGUUUACAGAAUAUUAAUAGAUAAAAUGGGGUUCUCAGAGGCACAAAGCACUAUUAAAAUUGAGUUUGCCCAAAGGCUGGGGCAGCAAAGAGACUGUCCAAAUGCAAAGCCAAGACCUAUUCUUGUUUACUUUGAGUCAUCACAACAGAGGGAUUUGAUUUUAAAAAAGUCUUAUAAACUUAAGGGAACUGGCAUUGGAAUUUCUACAGACAUAUUUUCCCAUGACAAAAAGGAAAGAGGGCUACCUUCCUCCCAGACAUAUGAGAGUAUGGAUAUGAAGCUUUUAACUGUGGAGACAAAAACUAAAAUGCAUGACUGGGAGUCACCUGACAGUGAUAAAGACUUGGAAUCGGAUAUAAAUAAGAACAGUUACGCAAAGAUAUCUAAAUCAGCGCUUCAAAUAAAGGCAAGCACUACAAAGGGGAGUAUUGAGUCUCCAAAUGCUAAAGACCUUAACCAAACUCCUGACAAUAGCACCUUUCCAAACAGCAGAAAUUAUGGCAACCAGUCACCAGAAUUUAACAACAUGGAAAAACAAUCAAAGACUUAUUAUUCAGACAUGAGUCCUCUAUGGCAUUUACAGAAUGACUUUGCAACGCCAAAACUUAGCCGUUCAGAAUCAGAUUUUUCAAAACUAUGUCAGUCCUACUCUGAGGACUUUUCAGAAAACCAAUAUUUUAGCAGAACAAAUGGCAGUUCAUUAUUGUCUUCCUCCGAUAGAGAACUUUGGCAGCGAAGGCAAGAUGAUUCUACAAACUGGUAUGGCAGUUCCCAAGAACAGACUUUUGUCCAAGAUACGCAACAGUAUCCAGAGCAAAAUGAAAUAGAGAACACAGAAACUGUUGAUAGCGGAGUAAGUAAUGGAAUAAUAUGUGCAUCUGGAGACAGGAGUCACUACAGUGAUUCUCAGCUUUCUUUACAUGACGAUCUUUCCCCAUGGAAAGACUGGAAUCAGUUGGACCAUGCAGCAGAUUUGGGCCUAGAUGCAUCCACACAGGAAGUUUUUGUGUAUGAUAUGAGCAGCCCUUCAGAUCAACAGACAGAUUUUGUAAAGUGUGAAAGUUCUGACCUUCAGUAUGAUACAGAAAGCUACGAUUUUACCCUUGAUGGUACUUCUCCGUCAUGUCCUGGCCUUGACAGCGAAUCACAAAGCCAGUGGACCAGUCAAUAUGAUGAUUAUCAGGAAACAAAUUCUCUCUCCUCUUAUCAGAAUCAAAACAGAUUGCCUAUGAUGUACCGAAGUCAGAGUGAACUACCAAGCGAUGACUCGGAAGAAACGGCCUCAAAGUCGUGGCAUAGCCGAUUAAGCAUAGAUCUUUCUGAUAAGACUUUCAGCUUUCCUAAAUUUGGAUCUACACUUCAACGUGCUAAGUCAGCUUUAGAAGUAGUCUGGAAUAAAAGUACGCAAAGUUUAAGUGGGUAUGAAGAUAGUGGCUCAUCUUUCAUGGGAAGGUUUAGAACUUUGUCUCAGUCUACUGCAAAUGAAUCAAGUACAACCCUUGAUUCUGACGUUUAUGCUGAGCCUUAUUGCUAUAAAGCAGAGUAUGAGGAAGACCUAAUUGAACCACCUGGUGAGAAUGAAACAGACUAUGUAGAAGUAAUGGAACAAGUCCUUGCUAAACUAGAAAACAGAACUACUAGUAGUGAAACUAGUGAACAGGUUCAAGAAUACGAACUGGGGCAGCCUUCAUAUGAAACUCCAUAUGCAAUACUGCCAGAGGAGCAAUAUGACACGCAGUUUGAUAAUGUGGUCAGUGAAGAGAUACUGGAAGCUGAAAGCAACGUGGCUACUGACGUAGAAGUAAGGGAAGAUGAAAAUCAGAAUGUCCCAGAGAUGCUUAUUGAAACUCCAAAGAAAAAAAGAAUACGACCAUCAUUUAAAGAAGCUGCUUUAAAGGCAUACAAGAAACAAAUUAAUGAUUUGGAAGAGAAGAUCCUUGCUGGAG
Eurypyga helias (sunbittern) is the source of this 3116-nucleotide messenger RNA. Its product is annotated as protein unc-13 homolog C-like. Lineage: Eukaryota; Metazoa; Chordata; Aves; Eurypygiformes; Eurypygidae. Gene Ontology annotation, cellular component: presynaptic active zone cytoplasmic component; plasma membrane; neuromuscular junction. The annotation marks the transcript as partial. The transcript has a single exon. Gene Ontology annotation, biological process: dense core granule priming; synaptic vesicle priming; synaptic transmission, glutamatergic. The record is from RefSeq and is a predicted model, not a curated record. Gene Ontology annotation, molecular function: diacylglycerol binding; syntaxin-1 binding; calmodulin binding.